Messenger RNA from Aspergillus nidulans FGSC A4, 258 nucleotides. RefSeq lists its product as uncharacterized. The transcript is spliced from 5 exons. Bases 1 to 258 code for a protein of 85 amino acids. Lineage: Eukaryota; Fungi; Ascomycota; Eurotiomycetes; Eurotiales; Aspergillaceae. The record is from RefSeq and is a predicted model, not a curated record.
AUGCAAGCUGUACACCUAAGGCUAUAUCUUCUUCUGCAGAAGGAGGACACCCUGGCUAGGACCUAUCACCCCCAGACUGAUAGAUCAACAGAGAGGAUAAACAGGGUCAGCCCCUUCUACCUAAGCCAUAGAUAUAACCUCAGCCUAUUUAGCCUUACUGAGGAGGUAGAGCAACUAGCUGAAGAACCAGCCAAGAGUCCUAUCCAGAAAGGGGAAGCUAUUGUACAGAAAGUUAAGGAAGCCCUAGACUGGGCUUAA